AUGUUAAUGGCUUUUGAAAGUUUUCGAAAAUAUCCAUUGUAAGCCGGGCGACCGAAUCGCAAUUUUGUUUGCAUAUUCAAAUGAUUUGGAUCGAAAUGUUGUGAAAAAUGUCUGGAAUACUGCAGAUUUUGGAUUUUAUUCCCAUUUUUUAGUUUUUGCAAAUGUGAGAUUUGAUGUUCGUCAGGAAGAAGAAAUACUGUUUCACUAUAGUUAUUUAAAUGCAACGUCAUCAGUCUUCUCAAAACUACCCGAUUCUUCACUUGGAUUCGGCAACAAUGCAACAGGAAGUGACUCGUUGAAAACUAUUGAUAAAUUCUACUCAAAUAAUCAAGUUCCCGUUUGCGGAUCAAUUGUUCUGAUUCUAUCAAAACGUUACCCAAACGAGUUAAAAAUUUUAGAAGUAUCGAGGAAAGUUCAAGAACAUCAUGGAAUAGUUCAUGUGAUUUCAAGUGUAUUUCCAUCUGGUGGUACUCAAUCAAAAGCACUAUACAAAUUAACAUCCCGAACAAACGGAAUAUGUGCUUUUCAGGAAGAUUCGCAAUUUUCAGAAAUUGUUGGCUCCUUACCAAUAUCUGGUACUCCAUAUCCAAUCUACUCAGUAAAUCCACGCGUUUCUGGUCUCGGGUCACUCGUUUUGCCUUCAUUAUCUGUACCUUUCAGUGGAAGAUUUUAUUUUGUAGUAACUGUUCAAGAUCACGGACCCAUUGACACAUUCAGAUCUAUCAAUCUUUCAUGGUACAACGCAAAAUCUAGAUCUUCAAAUCAUUUUCUGAUUUCAAAUGGACAGAAAUACGAAAUCAACCGAGAAGAGUGGUUUGAUCUUGAUCCAGUCAUCUAUAACAUGACCCUGAAUUACUCAUAUUUAACAUUUCAAGACAUUCAAAUAAGAGUCUACAGUUCGAGACCACCAGAGGAUUGGCUGCCAUGUUGUGAUUCAACAAAUUAAAG
Molecule: messenger RNA, 948 nt
Organism: Caenorhabditis elegans
Lineage: Eukaryota; Metazoa; Nematoda; Chromadorea; Rhabditida; Rhabditidae
Source: the annotation of a RefSeq genome assembly